Leucoraja erinaceus (little skate) is the source of this 1702-nucleotide messenger RNA. Its product is annotated as ufm1-specific protease 2-like. The transcript has 12 exons. The coding region runs from base 150 to 1544 and encodes 464 amino acids. Lineage: Eukaryota; Metazoa; Chordata; Chondrichthyes; Rajiformes; Rajidae. The record is from RefSeq and is a predicted model, not a curated record.
GGCGGCGCGGGCUGAAUGGUUUCCGCGGCAACGGCGCCGGGCAACAACGUGACGUGGCGGUGUUGAGGCGGGGAGAUCGAAGGUGGGCGGCGGCUGUUUGAAGGCGUCUGGUGCAGACAGUGGCCGGCGACUCGCCCAGCGGAAUAAACAUGCUGCCACUUGAUACUGAAGACUUGUUGUUCCGAAUAAAGGGAAGAAUACCUUUGGAUGGAUUCCUGCAUAAAACAGAUGACAAAGGGAUUACAAAAGGCUUUUCUGAAGCCAUUACGGAAGCCAUUAAUAAGGUGAAUUCGCAAGCUACCAUCCUAGUUGGAAUAGAGAGUACCCUGUUUAUAUGGCCUACAUCCCACGUCUCUACACAGGCUUCAGAACUCACGGAGAACAGUAGCUCCAAAGCCAUCUUAAAAUUUGUGCCCGUUGAGGUCAAUGACAUCCUUAAAAAGAUUCCCAAAAAGAAAUGUCUGAAAGUCGAACCUGUGCGAGUCGUGAACCUGGACCUUAUGUUUGAGACGACAAGGCCUGGAACAGUUGAAUCUGUUCACAUCCAGCAUGAUGGCAAGGCCAAUUUCCAUUUUAAGAUGACUCUUCCUAUUGAUGUGGUCAUAUUAGCUAACCCAGAUGAUCCGUGGCCAAAACUACAGGAUCAGAUUGUCGAAUCAAUUUCUUCACAGCUGACUGAUAUGGACAAAUGUAUUCAAAGAUAUGCGAAAGGAGAGACUGUUCCAAUUCCACAGCCAUUUCACUUUGAAUUGCCAGAUCAACCUUCUCUAACCACAGUAAUAUAUCCUGCUGGAAUCCCUGAAGAAGAAGUGCAGCCACAGCGAAAAGAGAUACAUGAGGAACUUGGUCUCGAUGAUAAGCCCUACCUUCGCCGUUCUAUGUCCUAUAAUUUUCCAAAUGAUGAGUUACUGAAUAAAUAUCUGAGAAACAUACACCAGUACAUUUCUCCUCCGGAUACUGAGGACCUCAAGGUUUACCUGAUUCAUGGAUCGUAUACCUAUCACCACUAUGCUCAGGAUGAGAUGAAUGAUGUUGGUUGGGGCUGUGCAUAUCGUGCUUUACAAACCAUCACAUCCUGGUACAAAUAUCAAGGGUACAUCACCAUACCUAUACCAAACCAUGAGGAGAUCCAAAAGAGAUUGGUAACAGCUGGAGAUAAGUCUCCUGACUUUGUGGGAUCAUCAGAAUGGAUUGGAUCUGUUGAGCUACAGUCAGUUUUAAAUACAAUGAACAUUACAUCGAAGAUCUUAAACAUUGCGGAUGGUACUGCGUUUGGUGAGCAUUCCAGAACGCUUGUUGAGCAUUUCGAAACGCAAGGAACUCCAAUUAUGGCCGGUAGUGCGAGUUUGGCGCACAUUAUUCUGGGAAUAGCAUGGAAUGAAAAGACUGGUAUCACUAAAUACCUCGUCUUGGAUACACACUACACUGGAGAAGAUGACUGGCCCACUGCAAUUGAAAAGGGUAUUGAUUGGAAAGGUGAAGAUUCCUGGAUGCCAAAAGAAACUUACAACCUCUGUUUGCCGCAGAGACCAGAAGGUGUUUAAAGCCAGCACCACGUCAGUGUUUCAGAGCUUGGACUGAAAGGAACAUCAUUUUCAAAUGCACAGAACUCUACCAAUCUUUGUGUACUUCAAACCAAAUGAGAACUUGAGGGUUGAGUACAUGUGUUUUACCAAUACUGCAAUAAAAACCAGCAGCUAAA